AUGCCCUCGCUGACCUAUCACCGCAGGGGAAAUCCGUCACCGCGCUCUCGGCAAGGAACGCCCUCACGCCGUUUACCUCGCGUGGCAAGCCAGAUGUCUCUCGGCUCAACACGUUCUACGCCAGGACCUGCGUCUUUUUCCUUCGAGGCAGGUCGUCUUCCUAUCGUCGCAAGGCUAGAAUGGGCUGUCGAUCCUCUUCGUGCAAAAUGGUGGCGUCCCUUCCUUGCGCAUGCAGAAGCCGUCGCUGAAAGCUCUGUGUCGAACAAAUCGUCGGACGCGCCACCGCUUCCUGCGCCCAAGACCGGCGGACCGCGCCCUCUUCAUCUAGCUUCACAUGUGAUUUCGCCGUCGUCGUCCCGCAUCCUGCCCCCACCCCCUUCCGGAGAGCCGCCCAAGCCGCGUUCGACAUCGUACACAUACAUGCCUCCAGAGCCUGCGUCCGGUGUUUCGCCGGAAAAUGACAUGGUUCCUCAGGAUGCACCUGUCAACCUUCGUGAUGCGCCUAUUAUCGAGCCGACGAGUCAGGUGUCCGAAUCCGCACCCACCAGCAGCGCGCCUGACAUGGCCACAGCCCCCACAACUCCCGCCGCCGAUAGGCCUCUUUACGAUCAUCAUGAAUGGGCCACUGAACCUUUGCCUUCAGAGACAGGCUCUGUCGUGAUUCGCACACCUCCACAGCAGCAAUUCUCACACGAUGCCUUCUCAUCCUCGUCGCCUGCAUCACCGGCGUCCCCUCAAGUGCCGCCGCCGCCGCCACCCCGGCCGUCGUCGAAACAACGUCAUCUAGACUACGACCAGCCUAUGGAUGAUAAUCGCCAUCUCGAAUCGAAUGAGAGACCUUCAACUCACAAUCAGGAUACAACUGAUGCCCACGAGGAUGAUCUUCGCGACGUGGUCGACCAUGGUCAUAGCAAAGGUGUUGAUUCCGAACUUCACGACAAACAGGAUAAGAAACACGAUGCUGCACCAGAGGCGGAACCCAAGCGUGACCGCCAUACUAUGAGCUCUACUGUUGCAAGUUUGUCCGCUGCUGCAUCGCGGCUCUUUGGCUCCCACAAGUCGAAUGAGCCUAGCAAGCCGCGUACUCCACCUUCUCCUGAACUUGAUGUUGAAGAAGCUCGCGACAGGCUCACCGAGCAAGAGCGGAAAAGUGCAUUGGCUCGGCGUCACAAGCACCGGGCGUCCAUCGACGUUCCACGCUCUGUGAAGCGUGCUUCUGCUCGCAUGAAUGAAGUGAUGGAAAGCCAAGAUCCCGACAAUGAGUUGAUGACGACCGAUGAAAAAGCUCGCGGACAUCGGCGUAGUACAAGCACACCACAUGUACCGCCAAAUGACUGGCAUUCACGACCCAUGCCAUUGCCACCGCCACUUAUGAUGACCAGUACCUCACGGCCCAAUCAGCCAGCAGAGCAGCCCAACUCCAUGUUGGAGGAGCCACCGAUGCCUGCGUUAAAUACGUUGGCGAUGCCAUCAGACGUCGCUGAUGUUGCUCCAAAACGCGGAGCUAUCGACCGUGUCAGACAUCGAAGCAAUGCUUCGUUGCGUUCUCCGAUCAUGCUUGGUAACUCGCUCCCUGAGCCGGAGUCAACGUCACUCAGCAGUGAUAAGUCAUCCCCGUGGCCAUCUGCCCCUACAUCUGCGUCUUUGUCUGCAACUGCUUCUGAACCGGCACCUACGGCGGGUCUGCCGCAUCAAGACCGCGCAUCUAUCGAGGCACCAUCGGCUGUCCAACUCAGUCGGCAAGACAGUAUUGACUUCAACAAUACAUUAGGCGAUCUGCAACGUGCGCUUGAGCUUCUUUCACCGCGCAGUGAUGCGCACCGCCGUCCGUUUGUAUCGGGUGUGCGGCGUAAUCUCAUGGCUGAAAGACCUAUGAUGUCCGACACCAUCCGUGAACAACCUGACUCACCCGUACCGAUUGCAAACCGUGCUGCUCUUUCCACGCACUCCAGCCAUACGGAUGACCUGUUGAAUCUCAAAGAUUCACCAGAUCUUGGCUCUAUGGACGCUCCUGCUCAGUUCUCGAGCGCGCCAGUGCCCUCAGGCCAUUUAAGAUCGUCAAGCCAUGCGUCUGCAUCUGCGCCACUUGGCACGUCGCUUUCAUGGACAUCAUCGGGUACAAGUCCCAUGGGCCCGGCCGAUUCAGCUGCUCUGUCCGCCCCCCCUGCGCCUCCUGCUGUUGCUUUGCAGUUGGACGAGCCUCCGACGGACCCCAAAGGCUCUAACGACAUGCAGCGUUCUUCGUCCAUUGACGCCGCUCACCGGCAGCCCGCAGACGAUCAAUCAGUUUGGGGCCUGCCUAAUGGUGAGGCUCCAGCUUGGAGUGCAGAGCAGACGCCAUUGACUAGUGCAUUGGCACAGUGGGGUCAUGGACCUCGCCCAGCAUGGCAAGCUUCUUCUGAUGGUUGGCCGCAAGACAAUAUCUCCUUCGCCGCACAUCCAGCGCCACCGCAAAUGCGUGACUCAUAUCCAUUGCACGACCCGUGGCCUCAUGAUGUCAUGGCCUCAUCAACUGAACCACUACAAAUACGGGACUCUCAAUCGCUUGCUCCUCGAAGACUGGAGGCGCCUGCUUGGGAAGAGAACUCAUGGGCGCAGGCUGCACCUCAAGCACGUGCAUCGGACGUUCCAUCAUCUCGUGUGUUGACACCGCCUGAAUCCGCGGCGCCUUUGCCCGAGCACCCCCCUGUGCGUAUUCCUCAAAAUUCGACACCGCCUGUGCCGACGCAGCUUGUACCGGCACAACAGCCACUCUUAUCAAAACUGGGUGCCUUGGACGUGUCGAUUCCUCCGCAUGACGGCGCAUGGAGUGUGCGAUGGGAUCUUCCACCCAACGGACCACCACAACCGCCGCCCAAAGAUGAGCAUGAACUUUCCCAAACGCAAUGGCUCUCUAAUCCAGAUGAUGCAACGACCCAACUCGAGUCUGUGUUGCAACGCAUGCAGCCCUCUGGACCUGUGCAGCCGCCACCUGUGGCAGUCGACGACGAUUGGGCCCGCUGGACCGACAAGGCUGCUGCAUCCAAACCAGCUGUAUCUUCGUCGUCAAGUGAACCGCAGCCUCAAGUGACCGAUGUACACCAAAAUGCUAACAUGCCUGUGAUGCCAAACUCUUUAUUUCCUCCAUCUGAUGAACAAAUGCCACAGGAGCUCGGACGGAAAGAGCGGGCAUCUACGGCGAUGCCGAUGCUUGGCCCUGCGGCUAUGACGAGCCCUGAGUCGAGCAUCAACUCGGUUCCGACUCAUGCGCCUCCUCUCGCGCCUGAUGCCGAAUCUUCAGGCCCUUCAGUGCUAGGACCACUGCAUGUACAAGGCCGAAUGACACCGCCCAACCAUGAACCCAUGCCGAUUUCAUCGAUGAGCCCGAUGAGUCCGAAUUUGCAACUCAACGGCAACCAGUUGGCACCCGAUGCGCAGGCUUCAGCUGAACUGAGUCACGAGCAUAAUGGUGUGUUGAAUUCGCCGUCACGUCACUUUUUCUCAAAAAUGUCUCCAAAAUUCAAGUGGCCCCGGCGCAGAAAAGAAGAAAAGCACCAGCAGCAGCAGCAUCUUUCGCCUAGCAUGUCUGAAGAGGACUUGUCCCUACUAGACCGCUCUCGUGCAUCGACGAACUCCCUAAGCACAUUGAGUCGUGGGGCUGCUGGUCGGCCGCACAUGCGCUCUAUUGAACCACAGUCGUUACUGAUCGAAACACCACCGGUCAUGGCGCCCGAAUUGGCCACGACUGCGCCGAGACGUCAAGCACCCUCGCAGGGCUUCUUCGGCAGUCCUGCCUCGCACAAUGACGAAUCGUUUGAUGGCCCUCCACCGUUCCAAAAUUCGUCCGGAGCUGUUCUGCCGACAUCGUCAUCAUGGGGGGCGCAUGACCCACUUCACCCACCACACUUUAUGCCAUCGAAGGUCGGCACAUCAUUUGACGAAUCUCGCAUGAUGGGCACUUCGUCGGGUCGGCCUAGUUUUACGAAUGCCAACACAAAUAAGGAUUUAAUGAUGAGUCAGGCGCCGUCGCCGCCGACAGCAGGUGCACAACUGAGAAACGAUAUCCCUGAUGCAGAGACAUCGCUUCCCCAUUCCCCACAAAUGAAUAUGAUGCAUACCGGUGAACGUGAUUUGCAGGAUUUGUCGAACAAGUCAUUAUCCAAAGAAAAAUCAAGUCAAGGCAUGCGUAGCUUGUUUCGCCGGAGUUGA
This is a messenger RNA of Malassezia globosa CBS 7966, 4188 nucleotides long. RefSeq lists its product as uncharacterized. The record is from RefSeq and is a predicted model, not a curated record. The transcript has a single exon. Bases 1 to 4188 code for a protein of 1395 amino acids. Lineage: Eukaryota; Fungi; Basidiomycota; Malasseziomycetes; Malasseziales; Malasseziaceae.